Pieris macdunnoughi is the source of this 1434-nucleotide messenger RNA. NCBI's taxonomy places the organism in Eukaryota, Metazoa, Arthropoda, Insecta, Lepidoptera, Pieridae. The record is from the annotation of a GenBank genome assembly.
AUGCCGCUCCAGAUAAGAAGAGAGGGCGUGGUCUCCUUCCUCCGGGAGAACCUUCUCACGUUACUGACAAUCAUUGGAGUUGUGGCUGGAACUCUUCUCGGUUGGGGAUUGAGAGCUACUGGGUAUGAAUGGACACGACGAGAGGUUAUGUACUUCCAAUACCCUGGAGAGCUGUUUCUCAGGAUGCUGAAAUGCCUGAUUGUGCCUCUGCUGGUUUCAUCGAUUGUGUCUGCUAUCGGGUCAUUGGAUCUUAGCCUAUCGGGCAAAGUUGGUCUGCGGGCGAUCAUCUACUACAUGACAACGACAUUCUGCGCAGUGGUGCUAGGAAUAGCGCUCGUCACCACGAUCAAACCUGGGCAAGACCCUGAUUCUUUACCUGCUACCACGAAAGUAAUUUCCAAGGAUACACUGACGGCUGACAGUAUUCUUGAUUUAAUACGAAACGUUUUCCCCGAAAACAUAGUUGAAGCUACCAUUGCCUCAUAUCGCACGAAGCUCACCUACGAUGUGAAUGACACGAGAGCAAUUAAAGGUCAACUGGAAACCUACAAAAUAGAGAAUUACUACCAGAAAGGCAGUAAUGUCUUAGGUCUGGUGGCGUUCAGUAUAGUGCUGGGCAUCACUCUUGGUAAAAUGGGAGAGAAGAGUCGACCGCUGCAAAAUUUCUUCCACACCCUCUCGGAGGCCAUGAUGAUAAUUACCGGAUGGGUUAUUUGGCUCUCACCCCUCGGAGUGUUCUUCCUUGUGACAGCGAAGAUCAUGGAAAUCGAGUCAUUCUCUGACCUCGUGGGGAGACUUGGUCUCUACUUUAUGACGGUGUUACUGGGUCUCUUCCUUCACGGUUUUGGGACUUUGAGUAUUCUCUUCGUGCUAGCCACAAAGAAGCUGCCUUGCAGAUAUAUUGCGAAGAUGGGACAAGUUAUGGCCACUGCGUUUGGAACUGCAUCAAGUUCAGCAACAAUGCCAAUAACGAUAGGCUGCUGUGAUGAUAUGGGUCUGGACCCGCGCAUCACACGCUUCGUGAUCCCUAUCGGAGCCACCAUUAACAUGGAUGGCACGGCGCUAUAUGAGGCCGUCGCUGCAAUAUUUAUCGCACAACUCAGGAAAAUCGAUAUGUCAUUCGGCAAGAUUGUAGCCGUCAGUAUAACGGCAACAGCGGCUAGUAUAGGCGCGGCUGGAAUCCCGCAGGCAGGCCUCGUUACCAUGGUGAUGGUGUUGGAUACCGUUGGCCUUCCAGCUGAAGACAUCUCUCUUAUUUUUGCAGUUGAUUGGCUAUUAGAUCGAUUCCGAACAACAAUCAACGUGGUGUGCGACGCUUUGGGCGCUAUUAUUGUAGCGUCACUAUCUCAAGCAGACAUAGAAAAAUGUCGUGCGCAAAGCGAAAGGGAAGGACCCGGACACGAGCUCAGCGAUCUUGAAAAGGGCGAACAUUAA